Messenger RNA from Passer domesticus (house sparrow), 779 nucleotides. Its product is annotated as cellular tumor antigen p53-like. Gene Ontology annotation, biological process: regulation of transcription by RNA polymerase II; apoptotic process. The record is from RefSeq and is a predicted model, not a curated record. Lineage: Eukaryota; Metazoa; Chordata; Aves; Passeriformes; Passeridae. Gene Ontology annotation, molecular function: RNA polymerase II cis-regulatory region sequence-specific DNA binding; DNA-binding transcription factor activity, RNA polymerase II-specific. Gene Ontology annotation, cellular component: nucleus.
CACCAGAGAUGGCGCCGCGGCUUCAAGCCCCGCCCCCGAAGCCCCGCCCCCCGCGCGGGGCACGCCGGGAGCGGGGAUUCCCCAGCUCGUGAGGCGCGGGAAGCACCGGAGGGGUCCCGCGGGGCCGCCCCUCCCCCGCCAUGGCCGAGGAGCUGGAGCCGCUGCUGGAGGGGGAGGGGUUCCUGGACCUCUGGAACAUGCUCCCCAAUAACAUCAACUCCAUGCCCGAGGAUCUGCUGGAAUGGCAGCUGAGCCCCCCGGAGGCGGGGGAGGGGCCGGGGGUGGGGGAGGGGCCGGGGGUGGGGGAGGGGCGGGCGCUGCCCCCGCCCCCCGCGGAGCCCCCGCCCCUCCCCCCCUCGGCCGUGGUGCCCUCCACCGAGGACUACGGGGGCGAGCACGACUUCCGGCUGGAGUUCCGCGAGACCGGCACCGCCAAGAGCGUCACCUGCACCUACUCGAAGGCCCUGAACAAGCUGUUCUGCCGCCUGGCCAAGCCGUGCCCGGUGCAGGUGCGGGUGGGGGUCCGCCCGCCCCCCGGGGCGCUGCUCCGCGCUCUCGCCGUCUACAAGAAAUCCGAGCACGUGGCCGAGGUGGUGCGGAGGUGCCCCCACCACGAGAGGGCCGGCGGCGGCGGUGAGACCCCAAAUGGGGGAGGGGGACCCCCAAAAAUGGGAGGGGGGGACCCCAAAAAUGGGGGGGGAUGCCAAAAAAAAUCGGGGAAAAUUGGGGGAAAAUUGCAGAGGUGCCCCCCACCACGAGAGGGGCGGCGGCGGCGGUGA